CGGCGGAGGGAGCGCGCGGCCCGGGGACUGCCUUCCCCGGUCCCCCUCCGCCCCACGCGGCAGGACCAUGGACACCAGGUGGUGGGCAGUGGUGGUGCUGGCCACGCUCCCCUUCCGAGGGGCCGGCGGGGAGGCGCCUGAAGCUCCACCCGAGCCAUGGACCCAGCUCUGGUUCUUCCGCUUUUUGGUGAAUGCUGCUGGCUAUGCCAGCUUCAUGGUCCCCGGCUACCUCCUGGUGCAGUACUUAAGACGCAGGAACUACCUGGAGACAGGUAGGGGCCUCUGCUUCCCCCUGGUGAAAGCCUGUGUGUUUGGCAAUGAGCCCAAGGCCCCCGACGAGCCCGGGCUGGCUCCCCGGACAGAGUCUGCAGAGACCACCCCCACUUGGCAGGCCCUGAAGUUGCUCUUCUGUGCCGCGGGUCUCCAGGUGUCCUAUCUGACUUGGGGUGUGCUGCAGGAAAGAGUGAUGACCCGCAGCUACGGGGCCACAGCCACCACACCGGGGGAGCGCUUCACAGACUCGCAGUUUCUGGUGCUGAUGAACCGCGUGCUGGCACUGAUGGUGGCGGGCCUCUACUGUGCGCUUUGCAAGCAGCCCCGGCACGGGGCGCCCAUGUACCAGUAUUCCUUUGCCAGCUUGACCAAUGUGCUUAGCAGCUGGUGCCAGUAUGAAGCUCUCAAGUUUGUCAGCUUCCCCACCCAGGUGCUAGCUAAGGCCUCCAAGGUGAUCCCUGUCAUGCUGAUGGGGAAGCUAGUGUCCCGGCGCAGCUAUGAGCACUGGGAAUACUUCACAGCUGGCCUCAUCUCCGUCGGGGUCAGCAUGUUCCUGCUGUCCAGUGGGCCGGAGCCCCGCAGCUCCCCAGCCACUACGCUCUCAGGCCUCAUUCUGCUCACAGGCUACAUUGCUUUUGACAGCUUCACCUCAAACUGGCAAGAUGCCUUGUUUGCCUACAAAAUGUCAUCGGUCCAGAUGAUGUUUGGGGUCAACUUCUUCUCCUGCCUCUUCACAGUGGGCUCACUGCUGGAGCAGGGGGCCUUGCUGGAGGGGACCCGAUUCAUGGGGCGCCACAGUGAGUUUGCAGCCCAUGCCCUGCUGCUGUCCGUCUGCUCAGCGUGUGGCCAGCUCUUCAUCUUCUACACCAUUGGGCAGUUCGGGGCCGCAGUCUUCACCAUCAUCAUGACCCUCCGCCAGGCCUUUGCCAUCCUCCUCUCCUGCCUCCUGUACGGCCACACUGUAACUGUGGUGGGGGGGCUGGGGGUAGCUGUGGUCUUCGCUGCCCUCCUUCUGCGUGUCUAUGCCCGGGGCCGCCUAAAGCAGCGGGGCAAGAAGGCUGUGCCAGUGGAGUCCACUGUGCAGAAGGUUUGAGGGAUGGAGGGACCAGAGUGGGUCCAGGGAUACAGGACCCUCACCCAUCUUGUCACUUCAGUGGCAGCUGGCUCUGGGGCUAGAAUGCAGGUUUCUCAGUAUCACAAACCAGCCUGGUGCAACUGGGGAUGGAGUGCUCAGGAGGCAGCCCUCCCUUUGCCUUAAGUCACCCAUCCUGUGGUAGGCAGGGACUCCAUAGACCCCCAGGAGAAAUGACCUACCUGCAGGUGAGGAAACCAGAGGCUCACUCAUCCCUCACCUUACUUGGCUCUGCCAUGGCACCACCUGUACUUGUCCCCUACCUUGGAACAUUGGGCUGCUCAAGCUCCCAGCCACCUGCAUUUACCUGGGUGAGAAGCACAAGUGUUGUGGAUGCCAAUGCUGCUGCCCCAGGAGGAAGACUGCACUGCUUAAGUGGGUGUGUGGGAAGCCCCACUUGGCACCACCAGGUCCUCCCAGGAGCCAAUCGCAGAUUUUUGGUACUUUGUAAAAUGUUUUUGCUUAUAAUUUUAUUUUAUUAAAUUACUGCAAGGGGGUUGGUCCUG
Molecule: messenger RNA, 1911 nt
Organism: Echinops telfairi (small Madagascar hedgehog)
Lineage: Eukaryota; Metazoa; Chordata; Mammalia; Afrosoricida; Tenrecidae
Gene: SLC35B2
Product: solute carrier family 35 member B2
Exons: 4
Coding region: 68-1366 (432 amino acids)
Biological process (GO): transmembrane transport
Cellular component (GO): endoplasmic reticulum membrane; Golgi membrane
Molecular function (GO): 3'-phosphoadenosine 5'-phosphosulfate transmembrane transporter activity
Source: RefSeq, a predicted model, not a curated record